AUGUCCGGCGGAGCCAAGGACGAUCACACCGAUGAGACGGAGAAGAUGGACGGAACUGACUCGGACAGUUCCUCUGUGCACUCGCUCCCUGUUCCAGUUGUGACGCCGCACGCGGAUCUCGAGAAGACGACGACCAAGGCCUCGCAGCGAACCUCAAGAAGUGGCCACUCCAACCAUGUCCCUACCACCGCGCAGGACUGGGAUGGCGAGGACGACCCAGACAAUCCACUGAACUGGCCCGUGCUUAUCAAGAUUUACCAUACAUUAGUCCCUGCAUUGCAGUGCUUCACCAUUACUUUUGGCUCCUCGGUGUACACUCCCAGCGUUCCAGAGGUUGCCCGCCACUUUGGCGUUAGCACUACCGCCGCACUGGUCCCCCUGACUGUGUAUGUGAUGGGUCUGGGAUUCGGUCCAGUCAUCAGUGCUCCCCUCUCAGAAACCUACGGACGGCGCGCAGUGUACCUGACCUUCUUCCCGCCGUCUCUCCUCUUGUCUCUGGGAGCGGGACUCUCCAAAUCAUACGCAUCCCUCGUCAUCUGUCGCCUUUUCGCAGGUAUUCUGGGCUCGGGCUGUCUGGCCGUCGGAGCUGGCACCAAUUCCGACCUAUUUUCCCAUCUCCACCGGGCCGUCGCCAGUGCGGUGUUUUUGCUGGCUCCUUUUUUGGGCCCUGCUUUGGGACCGGCCUUGGGAGGAUACGUUACGAUGAAGAAAGGCUGGCGUUGGACACAGUGGCUCAUCCUUUUUGCCGGUGCAGUCGCCUACGCCGUCUCUCUUCCUCAGAGAGAAACAUAUAAGAAAAUCAUCCUGAAGAAGCGCGCGCAGAAACUUGGUCUCCAGCCUCCUCCGAACCCCUUGCCCCCGGGCAUGUCAAAACUUCGAUUUGUUCUGGUCGUCACCGUUCUGAGGCCGCUGAGGAUGUUGUUCACCGAAUCGAUCGUCGCGUUCUUCAGUACCUAUACCGCCUUCAACUUCAGUGUCCUGUUCGGCUUCUUUGCCGCAUUUCCCAUCGUGUUCCAGUCGCCCUACCCUGAGAUUCAGAUCUACCACUUCAACACCGGUGAAUCGGGCCUGGUCUUUUUGGGAAUCGGACUGGGUGUCGUGUCCGCGACCUGUAUUUUCAUUUGGAUCGACCGCAUGAUUUACCGGAAGAAAACGCUGAAGCGAAGGUUGCAGGGAAACUUCACGCCCUUGCCACCGGAGGAAAGACUUUGGGCGGCCAUGCUUGGCUCCUUUCUGUUGCCGAUCGGCCUGUUCUGGUUUGCCUGGACCGCCAAAAAGGACAUCCACUGGAUCUCGCCGAUCAUUGCCACCAUUCCCUUUGGUAUUGGCAAUAUGCUGGUUUUCUGCUCUUGCGUCUUGUAUCUCAUUGACACGUACGGCCCGUUGACGGGUGCGAGUGCCGCUGCCGCCAAUGGUUUUCUGAGAUAUGUGAUCGGCGCGGUAUUUCCGCUAUUCACGGUUCAGAUGUAUCGCGGCAUGGGCGUCGCCUGGGCAACAAGCCUAUUCGGAUUCGUCACUGUCGCUUUGCUGCCGAUCCCUUGGGUCCUGUACAAGUAUGGUCCGAGAAUCCGACAGCGAAGCACCUACACGGUGGUGUCGUGA
Fonsecaea erecta is the source of this 1602-nucleotide messenger RNA. RefSeq lists its product as hypothetical. The transcript has 5 exons. NCBI's taxonomy places the organism in Eukaryota, Fungi, Ascomycota, Eurotiomycetes, Chaetothyriales, Herpotrichiellaceae. Gene Ontology annotation, biological process: spermine transport; spermidine transport; transmembrane transport. Gene Ontology annotation, molecular function: spermine transmembrane transporter activity; spermidine transmembrane transporter activity. Bases 1 to 1602 code for a protein of 533 amino acids. The record is from RefSeq and is a predicted model, not a curated record.